Cylicostephanus goldi is the source of this 285-nucleotide messenger RNA. The record is from the annotation of a GenBank genome assembly. NCBI's taxonomy places the organism in Eukaryota, Metazoa, Nematoda, Chromadorea, Rhabditida, Strongylidae.
AUGGUUCUUAUCGAUCUAAAACUCACUCGCAACCUCUCUAUCUUGGGACUAUCGCUGCUGACCGGAUUAGUGCUUCCGCUUCAUCUCGAGAGGAGUCCGAUCAGAACGGGUAAUGCUGACUGGGACCAGAUCAUAAACAUGCUUCUGAGUAUCAAAAUGCUUGUUGGUGGAGUCGUCGCUGUGAUUUUAGAUAAUUCUGUCCCAGGAGCAACAUUACGUCAGCGAGGAUUGAAACGACAUGAUGACGAAGAAAAACAAGAAAAGGUGGAAGAUCUGGAAGAUGAC